Fulvia fulva is the source of this 2514-nucleotide messenger RNA. Its product is annotated as ABC multidrug transporter mdr2. Gene Ontology annotation, biological process: transmembrane transport. The transcript has 2 exons. The record is from RefSeq and is a predicted model, not a curated record. Gene Ontology annotation, cellular component: membrane. Gene Ontology annotation, molecular function: ATP hydrolysis activity; ABC-type oligopeptide transporter activity; ATP binding. Lineage: Eukaryota; Fungi; Ascomycota; Dothideomycetes; Mycosphaerellales; Mycosphaerellaceae. The coding region runs from base 1 to 2514 and encodes 837 amino acids.
AUGGCCAUGCGCGGCCCCAACAUAUUUGCGCACAGGGCGUGGGACAGCUUAGGGAACGGAGCUCUUUUUACACACAGAAUACAGCAGUCCGCUGCGCAGCGAUUGAGCGCGCGAUCAAGCAACGCACCCAUUUCACUACCACAAUCACGAACCCUUGCGAGCCAGAUACAAUGUCUCUCAACAGCACGGAGAGUGCAACAGUCACGACCGACUGCUGCUCUCAUGAAGCAGUCUACAUCUGGUAGCGUCGCUCAAAGGCGAGUACUGCAGACCUCACAAACGCAAAAAGAGGCGCAGUUAGCAAAGAGCACGGGAAACAAGGAGCAGUCGUACAGGGACCAGGUCAAGAAAUUGUCAGAUCCGGCAGAGGAGGACGAGGACAACGAGUUCCAGUUCAAGAAGUCAGACAAGGCUGCAGCAGCAUCGCAGGUCAAUCUGAGCGCGAAGUUGUCAAGUCAUGGCAGAGAAGGCGAAGGCAAAACAGGCGGAGGCUUCAGAGAAGUCGGGAGAUUACUGAAGAUUGCUCGCCCAGAGCUUCCAUCUCUCAGCUGGGCAUUUCUUUUUCUGCUCAUCAGCAGUGGCGUCACCAUGUCUCUGCCAUUCAGCAUCGGGAAGAUCAUAGACGGUGCUACGGAAAGCUCUGGGACAAUGUUCGGUAUGAAACAGGAAUACUUCUACGUCGGCUUUGCUGCGCUUCUGGCCACUGGCGCCCUCGCGAACUAUGGCCGAAUCAUUCUGCUCAGGAUCGUGGGCGAGCGCAUUGUUACGAAGCUCAGGAGCAAUCUGUUCAAGCGGACGUUCGUGCAGAACGCCGAGUUCUUCGACGCCAAUCGUGUUGGAGACCUGAUCAGCAGGCUGGGAAGCGACACGAUCAUUGUCGGCAAGAGCAUCACCCAGAACGUGUCAGAUGGUUUGCGUUCUUUAGUCUCAGCAACCGCUGGUCUCUCGCUCAUGGCUUACAUCAGUGUUAAGCUCACUGGUGUUCUUGCUAUUGCGUUGCCGCCAGUCGCGAUCGCUGCUUUCCUGUAUGGUCGUGCGAUCCGAAACCUUUCGAGACGCAUUCAGAAGAAUCUAGGAACCUUGACCAAGAUUGCGGAAGAACGGCUUGGCAAUGUCAGGACAAGCCAGGCCUUUGCUGGAGAACUGCAAGAGGUGCACCGAUACAACACGCAGGUGCGCAAGAUCUUUGGUCUGGGCAAGCGAGAGGCAUACAUUAGCGCUGCUUUCUUCUCGGCAUCUGGUUUCAUGGGCAACUCAACUUUCCUUGGGCUGCUCUACGUCGGCAGUGGCAUGGUUUCAUCGGGUGCGAUCUCCGUUGGCGACCUUACUACGUUCCUGAUGUAUACUGGAUAUGCCGGAAGCAGUCUCUUUGGUCUGUCUAGCUUCUACUCCGAACUGAUGAAGGGUGUUGGAGCAGCCAGCAGAUUGUUUGAGCUUCAGGAUCGCGAGCCAACGAUCAGUCCUACGAAGGGAGACAUGGUCAAGACAGCUCGCGGAACGAUCGAGUUCAAGGAUGUUGCCUUUGCGUACCCGACCCGCCCAGCAGUCCCUAUCUUUAACAACUUGACGUUCAAGAUUCCGCAGGGUAGCAAUGUUGCUAUUGUUGCACCUUCUGGAGCUGGCAAGUCAACUGUGGCGAGUUUGCUCAUGCGCUUCUACACACCGACAGCCGGCACAAUAUCGAUCGCUGAUAAGGAUAUCAACACGAUGAACGCGAAGCAACUGCGCAGAAAGAUUGGUUAUGUCGGGCAGGAGCCUGUCUUGUUCUCGGGCUCCAUUGCAGAGAACAUCGCGUACGGUCGACCGCUAGCAUCAAGGAGUGAGAUUGUAGCGGCUGCACGGCAAGCAAAUUGCCAGUUCAUCAGUGACUUUCCCGACGGCCUCGAAACAUUCGUUGGUGCUCGCGGAACACAGCUUUCCGGAGGCCAGAAGCAGCGAAUCGCAAUCGCGCGUGCACUGCUGAAGCAACCAGACAUCCUCAUUCUGGACGAAGCCACCUCCGCCCUCGAUGCUGAGUCCGAAACCCUUGUGAACCAGGCCCUACAAGCUCUCCUUCGUGGUGACAACACCACCAUCUCGAUCGCCCAUCGUCUGAGCACUAUUCAACGUAGCGAUACCAUCAUCUGCAUUGGUACUGAUGGCAAGGUGGCCCAGAUGGGUCCUUACCGGGAGCUGAUCGCCGACAAGGAAGGCGCUUUUGCGAAGUUGAUGGAGUGGCAGAUGAGUGGAGCCCAAGAGGCGGCGCCAAGGAGACGAGAGCACCAUGAUGAGGAUCAUAACGAGCUCACCGAGGAGGAACGAAUGAGGAAGAAGUUGCAAGAGCACGAUAGACUUGCCGGUCUAGACCCGCAAGAGCAGGAAGAGGCAGUAGAGCAGGCUCUGGAAGAGGAGACGCAAUGGGAAACGGUCAAGGUAAAGGACGGGGACCAGCAAGCUGCUGAGACGCCGAUGGAGAAGACCGGGCUACGAGAUGGAGGAGCUAUGACCAGAGGGAAGGGAUAUGGCAACUCGUGA